Messenger RNA from Anthostomella pinea, 1215 nucleotides. NCBI's taxonomy places the organism in Eukaryota, Fungi, Ascomycota, Sordariomycetes, Xylariales, Xylariaceae. The record is from the annotation of a GenBank genome assembly.
AUGGCAGAUCAGCUCCCGUCACUACUAUUACUACCCCCGCCUCCACACCCCGCAAACCGCGCUGCUCUCAAGGCCGCCUUUGAACCUCCCCUAAAAGCCGCAAUCUCACGGCUGAAGGAUGAGAAGGCGGAUCAGCAUGCUUCAAUUCUUAUUGUCGGACUCGCCUCGCCUAUCCUCAGGGGUACUUCACUGCGCCAGAAAUCACUCUCAUGGCCUGAGGCGCAAUCUGUCGUAGCUGGCAUAUACAGCAUCGUGUCUGUCAUCUGCGCCCAGCUGUCCGUCCCCUCACACAUGUACGCUGGACCAGGCUCGGUUGAUGUCAGAGUACUCCUGAUCGACCACGAUCCAUCCGCGCCACCCCCGAAAGACUUCAAGCCUGCAAUCGAGCCCAACAACACUGUUGUGCCUGACCUCGCAACCUUCGCAUCUGCCUACCACCCCUGGAAGUACAUAUUUCACACAAGCAACGAACCAGGCUAUCAGAUACUGUCAACCUACUUGAAGCUCGCUGAACCCGUCCAGACGCUGAAGCAGGAUCAACUGAUUGCUGUCCAAGGUGGACUUGCUCUAAACGUUGCCCCGACAGACCGUUCGCAGUCUUCGCAGCAGACCGAGCCGCAUAACAUAAUGUGUCUGGGAGGCACAUUUGACCAUCUACACCCUGGCCACAAGCUGUUGCUUACUGCUGCCGUAUUGCUCCUGAAUGUCCCAGAAAAGGGGACAGCCGGGCCGUGUCGGUUCAUCAUCGGUGUCACAGGCGAUGAGCUACUCAAGAGAAAGAAGUACGCCGAGUUGGUGCAGCCGUGGAACGUUCGUGCGAUGAGUAUCAUGGACUUUCUAUCGUCCAUCCUUCGACUCUCCAAGGAUGGGUGGAACGGCGCUGAGCAACCGAAGCUUGACAGUGGAUCCGGCGAGCUGGUGUCACGAUUCAGAGAUGACACAAUUGAAAUCCAGUGUGUCGAGAUACAGGACGCCUUUGGGCCCACCAUCACAGCUGAAGACAUGGAUGCGCUCGUCGUGUCGGGAGAAACGAGAUCCGGCGGAAAUGCUGUGAAUGAGCGACGAAGGGAACUUGACUGGCGACAGCUGGAGAUUUUCGAAGUCGACGUUCUCGACGCCGACGACGUCGUCGACGGUCCGACCAAGACCCAGGACUUUGCGUCCAAGAUAAGCAGUACUGCUAUUCGACAGAAGAAGGCCGAAUCUCGUAUAUAG